UCAUGACAAUGGAACUCAGCUCGACGCUUGCCUGUGUGCUGGCCACACUCUUUGUUCUGGGCCUGGGCCUGGUCCAGGCGGAUGUGGGCGUCGCCCAGCAGCGUCUGCGCCUGCAACAGCAGCGACAGUCCUCCUAUCCAGCGGCUGGCUACAAGCCGGCCAUGCAGUUUCCCCUACCCGCAGCCGCUGCUCAGCCCCAGUCCGCUCGCCUGGUGGCCAACAGCGAGGCACAGGAGGAUCUCGACGAUGCCGCCGAGGAAGUGGAGGUGCCCAUGUCAAAGGUAGCGACACCUGUGCCCGUUCCAGCGGCAGCACCAGUGCCAGUGCCAGUUCCAGUUCCAGUCCCAGGGGCCGUGCCUGUUCCAGCAGCAGCUCCAUUCACACCCACAAUCGCCUAUUAUCCGGCGGGAGCUGUGGGCUUUGUCCAUCCCACGGCAUAUGCCAAGAUUAUUGCCGCUCCGCAGCUGCCACAAGCGACAGCCGCCUAUGUGACUGCGCCCCAGUACUAUGCCGCGUACUUUGGAUAAGUGCCCCACUCGGGGGAUGGGCACACGUACCUUAACCCCCAUAGAAAUUAUUCUAAUAAAAGUUUAUUGUUACUGUUGAACACACU
Molecule: messenger RNA, 613 nt
Organism: Drosophila obscura
Lineage: Eukaryota; Metazoa; Arthropoda; Insecta; Diptera; Drosophilidae
Product: myrosinase-binding protein 2
Exons: 1
Coding region: 3-527 (174 amino acids)
Source: RefSeq, a predicted model, not a curated record